AUGUCUAAACGGUCACAAUCCAAAGAAAAUAAUGCCUUCUCUAACCACACAACUAUGAAUCUGGGGACAGAAACUAUGAAUCAAAGCACAAGUGCCCAUGUGGACUUUGAGAUUAGUAGCACAGAAUGCUUCGCUACUGAAUCUAAAAGAAACCGAUCCGAUACUUUUCCAGACAUUGAGAGAAGCGUAGAAGAGGGUUUUGCGGAUAUUUUACGAACUAUGGAAGAUGGUUUCACCAGGCUUGAGAAGAAUCAGAAUCGAAUUCUAAAUGCCACAUUCGCCGUGAUGGUAUUAAUAACUAUCUUUCCGACAUUAGAAGUAUGGUAUGAGUCGGUGCUGCUCAACUCGGAUCUUGAGAAGCGAGAUCUUAUUCUUAAAGACGGAAAAGUUUAA
This is a messenger RNA of Pseudogymnoascus verrucosus, 393 nucleotides long. RefSeq lists its product as uncharacterized. The record is from RefSeq and is a predicted model, not a curated record. Bases 1 to 393 code for a protein of 130 amino acids. NCBI's taxonomy places the organism in Eukaryota, Fungi, Ascomycota, Leotiomycetes, Thelebolales, Thelebolaceae. The transcript has 2 exons.